UCUUCAAGCUCCACUUUGUCUCUGCCACGUUGACAAGAAGAUGCCUUCUGGACAAGCAAACACUUCAGCCAGCGUUUGUCAGCAUGUCCCGUUAAUCCUCUUUGGCCACUGCCUUAAAAAUAAUAGCCAACAAUGAGUCGAAGUAGUUUAGCCUUCAUCACAGAUUAGAAAGCCACAAUGCGCCGACGGGUGGUUAAUCCAGCGCCAUUAUUUCAAAGGUCAGCCAUUUUGGAGGAAGUCAUCUUGCUUUCUGCUGCUCAAAGACGUCCCGCCGUUUCGUUAUCAAGGGUCCAAAGUCAUCCACUGCAUGACUUUAAUGAACUUGUGUGAAGACAACACACUCGAACCGGGCAAUCGUUGUGCGCGUCCCUCUAUUACGUUCAGCUAAUUUUCGGAGCGCAACGGGAGAACCUACGAUGACGUUCGCGACAAAAGCCAACGUGGACGAUGGCGCGGCUCUCCCGAUUGGUAUAAAAGAAGGCUCCCAAGGCUUUGAGGUCGCGACUAGAACCUGAGACAUCUGCGGAGCGAUUCGUCCCCGAAGCCGAGCGGUCUCCCGAAAAGAUCUUCACGAUGAGAAAGUCCCUCGUGUGCGUCAUCUUGGCCGCGGCGCUCUUGCAGCACUCUUGUUGCGCGUCGCCCGCGGACCUGGCUCAAGACGGCUCCUUGGAGCAGGACGCCUUCACCUCCCUGCUGAGCGAGGAGGUGACGGAGAACAGCCGCGGCGAGGCGGCUGCCGUCGCCGACGGCAAAACCAGAGGGCAGAGGGUCAUCGUUGUUGCCGAUCCCGGUUUUUGGCGUGACCUGCGUGCGCUGCACAACGGACCGGCCCUCUACAAGCGACGAGCUGAUGACAACGGCCAGGCCGUCGAACGUACAAACGGCGGCCAGGACCUGAGCAUCCCCAUCCUGAGGCGGGACACCGUGAGAUGCAUGGUGGGACGAGUCUACCGGCCGUGCUGGGAAGUCUAGGACAGUUUGGACAGCUGAAUUGUAAUAUAUGCCAAAAUGAUGUGUCCCCGAUGACCUCACGGCACAUUUGAGAUUAAAGCCAAUUCAUUGUA
This is a messenger RNA of Hippocampus zosterae (dwarf seahorse), 1064 nucleotides long. It is a transcript of the gene pmchl, whose product is annotated as pro-melanin-concentrating hormone, like. The transcript has a single exon. Gene Ontology annotation, molecular function: type 1 melanin-concentrating hormone receptor binding; melanin-concentrating hormone activity. The coding region runs from base 574 to 972 and encodes 132 amino acids. The record is from RefSeq and is a predicted model, not a curated record. Gene Ontology annotation, biological process: chemical synaptic transmission; behavior. Lineage: Eukaryota; Metazoa; Chordata; Actinopteri; Syngnathiformes; Syngnathidae.